GCGCCCAGCGAACAGGAGAGGACACGAAGCCGAGUGGAGAUAAAGACCACCAGAGACCAGAGACCAGGACCUUGGACAGCAAGCAGAGCGACCUUCUCCAGACCUGAUGUGUAAAGCCAUGUUACAAAGAAGCGGCCCCCAGCUGCUUUUCCUCAUCGCCGUGUGCAGCGUCCUGUACUCCCGGACCCUGAGUCUCCCCCACGCCUCCAGCAGGCCGGACCGGCACGCGGACGGGCUGUUCACCAGCGGCUACAGUAAGCUCCUCGGGCAGCUGUCCGCGCGGAGGUACCUGGAGUCUCUGAUCGGGAAGCGGGUCAGUGACGAGCUGAUGGAGGAGCCGGUGAAGCGCCACUCUGACGCCAUCUUCACAGACAACUACAGCCGCUUCCGCAAACAGAUGGCCGUGAAGAAGUACCUGAACUCGGUGUUGACGGGGAAGAGGAGCCUCGAAGAUCCUGGAACCAGUGACCUGGAGGAGUCCAGAGACGAAGGCCACGCCCCCCAGGAGAACUACGAUGACAUCACCGUGGAUCACCUGCUCAACAACUUGCACCUGCCCCUUUGAGGAGCGGCUCGUUCCAGCGAAUACCUCCAGUCAUCCUCAUGAAGAACCUGGUCCGUGUUACUCUGGAGACGCCGUUUGAUGUGUUCUCCCAUGUGGUUCUGUAUCUAUUCAUCCACACAUGUUUACACUGGAUGUAAAUACAUGUAUGUACAUCUACACACUGCGCUGCAUAGACUAAACACGCAUGUCCACGUGCAGAUAAAGAUAACUGCCCUUUGCUUUCUGAUCUUUGUUGUUCCGUUGACUUUCAUUGAAGCCGCUUCUUCGUCCCGCUGAGUUUGAUGAAAUGUGUCCCGUUGACUCCCAGUUAAAGGGUCGACCCGUCAAAUGUCAAUAGAACAGCAUUUACUUUCACUAGUGGAACUUUCCCAUUGACUAGAUCUUCUAUAACUUAGGGUUCAUGAGGCAACGUUUCCUCCGUUAACUCGGAAUGUGAAAUAUGUUCAAAUUAAUUCUCAAUGACAGAAGUUCCGUUGACUUUGAGUAGAGAAAGUUUCCUACUAAUCCUCAGUGGACCUCCAGCACCAAACGGACAGCAGACUGCACGGUUAACUUGUAACGGGACUCAAAUUACUUUCAGUUAGAAAAUACAUGAGAUAGAAAUAAAUUGUUUCUAAAACAAGCCUUAAGAGGAACUAUUUUGCCGGAUAACUUUUAAUGUAACUGCUGCCCUAAUAAAUUUGUCCAAUACAUUAAAAUAAAAAAUGUAAAUUUUUUAAUGUCAACGGAACACCGUUUGCUUUAAUAGAGCAAUAUUUUCAUUGAAUUUCAGUGUGAAUGGAGCAUUUGUGUGAUUUUCACAAACCAAUAUUUCCAUUAACCUUUGAAAUGAAGAAUGUUCAAUGGGAAAUGAACACAAUUAACUUACCUUUACUUUCAAGGGCACAUUCCUCCCAAUGAAAGUAAAACAUCUGUUCGACUCAUUUCAAGUGUAAUUCAUGCCGUCGACUUUGAGUCGAACAUUUGACUCGUUGAACUCGAGUAAAAAAAAUGUUUCAGUCUUUUUUCAAGCUUUCAGUGGAUCAUUAUAUUUAAAUUCAAAGCAUCGAUCUGAAGUCUGAUUGGUUUUCACUAACCAGUAGUUCCAUAGACCUCCAAAACAGGACGUAACACUAUUGACUUUCAGUCAUAGAUGUAUCGUUCCAUCAGACUCGAAUGAACAUGUUGAUUUCCAAAGGUUCACAAAUCAUGAUCCAACUGCUGCUUUGUUUUUAGAGAAUCCAAACGUGGUCGUUUCACCGUUAAAAAAUGGAGAUGCAUUUAAUCACUUUAUAAUAUUCCAUAUGUAGAGCAAAGACCUCACAACAUGUUGUAACAUUAUGAGCAUGGACCACAGUGACUCACCGAAUAAAAGAUAUGGUUUUAUUUUUCAAAGCGGAGUCCUUUUGUCUGCCUGAUGUUUGACGAGUGGACUUGAUGGUUUUCAUUCUUUGGGUUAA
This is a messenger RNA of Pungitius pungitius (ninespine stickleback), 2004 nucleotides long. It is a transcript of the gene vip, whose product is annotated as vasoactive intestinal peptide. Lineage: Eukaryota; Metazoa; Chordata; Actinopteri; Perciformes; Gasterosteidae. The record is from RefSeq and is a predicted model, not a curated record. The coding region runs from base 107 to 565 and encodes 152 amino acids. Gene Ontology annotation, molecular function: neuropeptide hormone activity; peptide hormone receptor binding. The transcript has 6 exons. Gene Ontology annotation, cellular component: extracellular region; neuron projection. Gene Ontology annotation, biological process: positive regulation of epinephrine secretion; epinephrine secretion; negative regulation of apoptotic process.